This is a messenger RNA of Setaria italica (foxtail millet), 2382 nucleotides long. Its product is annotated as ethylene receptor 4-like. The record is from RefSeq and is a predicted model, not a curated record. Gene Ontology annotation, cellular component: endoplasmic reticulum. Gene Ontology annotation, molecular function: protein binding; ethylene binding; ethylene receptor activity. NCBI's taxonomy places the organism in Eukaryota, Viridiplantae, Streptophyta, Magnoliopsida, Poales, Poaceae. Gene Ontology annotation, biological process: phosphorelay signal transduction system.
AUGGCGGCGGACGCGGUGCUGGUGCGGACGGCACGGCGCUGCUGCGGGUGCGACGGGCGCGAGGACGCGGCGGUGGAGGCGCUGCUGCAGUGGCAGAAGGUGAGCGACCUCCUCAUCGCGGCGUCGCUCCUGUCCAUCCCGCUGGAGCUCCUCUACUUCGCCACCUGCGCCGCGCUGGCGCCGCUCCGGCGGGCGCUCCUCCAGCUCGGCGCCUUCAUCGUCGCGUGCGGCGUCACCUACCUGCUCAACGCGCUCUCCUACGACCGUCCGGGCUCCCGCCGCGUCCUCGCCGCGCUCACCUCCGCCAAGGCCCUCGCCGCGCUCGCCACCACCGCCGCCGCCGCCUCCCUCCCCGUCUGCUUCCCGCGCCUGCUCCGCAUCGAGGCCCGCGUGUCCCUCCUCCGCGCCAAGGCGCGCCAGCUCGACCGCGACCUCGCCGCCGUCCGCCGCCGCGAGGAGGCCGUGUGGCGCGUCGUCCGAGCCGUCACCCGCCGCGCCCGCGACUCCGCCGGCGCGCCGCGAGCCAUCCUCCGUACCACCAUGCUCCAGCAAGCCGCCGCCCUCGGCCUCCACAACUGCGCCGUCUGGGUGCCCGUCGCGGCCGCGCCUCACCACGGUGGCGGCAUGCUGCAGCUCACCCACCAGCUGCUGCUGCCGGACGAAGACGACAAGGCGCUCGACGGAGGCACGCGCGCCAUCUCCGUCCGUCACCCGGACGUGGCCGCCGUACUGGCCAGCAGGGACGCCAUGGCGCUCAGGCCAAGCUCCGUGCUUGCGACGGCGAGCGGCGGUGGCCUGCCGCUGGCAUCCGCCGCGGCGGCCAUACGGAUCCCAAAUUUCCACGGAGGGGGCAACGCAUCAGAGCCGGAGAGCUACGCAAUCUUAGUUCUGGUUCGUCGAGCUGACGAUGAUCACAGAUCAUCACCUCCAGGAUGGAGCAGCCAGGAUCUGGAGAUCGUGCAGGCCGUCGCCGACCCGGUGGCCGCCGCGCUCUCCCACGCGGUGGCGCUGGAGGAGUCGCAGCUGAUCCGGCAGAGGCUGGCGGAGCAGCACGGGGUGCUGCUGCACGCGAGGAGCGAGCUCGAGGCGGCGACCAGGGCGAGGGACGCCACGCACGCCGCGGUGCGCGACGCUGUGGCGAGGCCGGCGCACGCCGUCGUCGGCCUGCUCUCCGUGAUGCAGCAGGAGGCCGCCGCCGCCGUGCUGCGCCCCGAGCAGAGGCUCGACCUCGACGCCGUCGCCCGGACAAGCGCCCUCCUCUCCUCCACCCUGGCGGACACCGCCAUGGCAACGUUGUCGACGAAGGACAGCCAUGACCCGCCUAUCCUGGCGGCAAGGAGGCCGUUCGAGCUCCAGUCGCUGGUCAGGGACGCGGCCAGCGUUGCCGGAUGCUUGGCCAGAUGCCGGGGCCUCGGCUUCUCGCACCAGCUGGAGGGCAGCGGCGGCGCUCUUCCCGAAUGGGUGGUCGGCGACGACAAGAGGGUCUUCCAUCUCCUGCAGCAUAUGGUGGGCGCUGUGCUGAGCCGAUGCCGCCGCCGCCUUGCCGCAGGCGGUGUCCUGUCGUUUUCGGUCUGCAGCUGCAAUAGCAUCGCCGGUGACGAUCAGGACCGGAUCCCAGGGCCAGAGCGAGCCAAAAUCUUUGCUGGUGGCAACCAAGUGUUUGUCAAGUUCCAAGUUGGGCUGAACACAAGAUCAGCGGAGAGUGAUCAUGGGAGUUUGCCUGCAUCCUGGCCGCCACCAUCCGGCCAUGCUCCUGAUUCCGGUGACGACGUGCGGUUAAGCGCCGCUGUGUGCAAAAGGAUUGCACAGGUGAUGAACGGAAACAUGUGGUGGGCACCGGAGUCCGAAGAAGGCCUCGGAGAAACCAUGACGCUCCUCCUGCGGUUCCAGCUGCAGCCGCCACUCAAUCCGCACGUGCCCGGUUCAGGCACGUACCGGAUCGGAGCCUCGCCGAGGACACUUCCACAGCACCACCACUUCAGCGGCCUGAGGGUCCUGCUCGCGGACGGCGACGCCGUGAGCGCGGAGGUCACCCGGAAGCUCCUCGAGCGGCUCGGCUGCUAGGUGGUGCCGGUGGCGUCGGCCGCCGACUGCCUGAGCUAGCUGGCGAGUGCCGAGCCGCCGUUCCAGCUGGUGGUCCUCGUCCUCGACCUCGACGCCGCCGGCACGACCGCCGCGAUGGAUGGGUUCGAGGUGGCCCUCAGGAUCCGGGAGCUCAGCAACGCCUGCUGGCUGCUGGUCCUCGUCGCCGUGGCGGCGAGCGGCAUCGACGACCGCGUGCGCGACAUGUGCCGGCGGGCUGGGGUGAACGGGCUCAUCGAGAAGCCCGUCACGCUCCCGGCGCUGGGAGCUCAACUUCAGAGGGUCCUCCAGAGCAACUGA